AUGACGAUGCCAUCGGUGUCACCCAAGCCGGCCCAGAAUGGUUCCGACCGGCCAGCGAGGCGGCGGACAGCUAUGAGCUGCGACCGCUGCAAGAGCAGAAAGACCAAGUGUGUCGAUCCUAUUCCCGGACCAUGCCAUUUCUGCGCCAGCAUCGGCGCCCCCUGUCAUCUCGACGCGUCGCGAAGGAGACAGCGUCCAUAUUAUCGCGUCUCAGAGGAAGAAUUCCGUUACAUGAUGCGGAUCCUGGAGCACUUCGUCCCCAAUACCGAGUUCAACCUGCACACGCUCAAGGCCCUCGCCGAGUCCUUGACUUCCACCAGCUCCAAUAAUUCGCAAGCAUCGCCGACGAACGACACAGUCGUGGUUUCGGUGAAUGGAAACUCGCCCAGCUAUCUUCAGCCAGUAGGAACGCCGAAAGACGGGCCGGAUAUUGUAGUGGAUGAGAUUGAAGAGCUCCACAAGGAGCUCGGGUGGCUACGCAUCGACUCAAACGGAGUCUACAGACAUGUCGGCGCAAACUCAACAUAUCUCUUCCUCGACGCCGUGCGAUCUUUAAAACGGCCCCGCCUCAGUGCUUCCUCUCCCAAGAGUGAAGUUUUGGCUCCUCUCAGCGCCGCCGAGGCCUGCCCUCCCCUCACACCUGAAACAACCCAUCGCUUAAAACCGCCCAGACAAAUAAACCUGCCUCGGCGAGACCUUUGCGACGGCUGCAUAGCCCGAUUCUUCCGAGAGAUCCAGUCCGUCUACUGGUUCUUUUCGGCCGAGCAGCUGCAUGCUCGACUCGAUCGGAUAUAUGCCGGAGAUUCCGCGGCGGCUACUCCGGCGACACUUUGUGCCCUGUACGCAAUAUUUGCCAUGACGUGUGAGACUCAAAUGCAAAAGGAGAGUCCAGGUCUCGAUAUGAGGCCGUCUCUUCGAUAUCUUGCUUUGUCAAAGGCCUUGGUGCCGGCGCUGUGCGAUAGCGGCGACAUUGACAGUCUCAGGGCAUUAUGUCUUUUAGCUCUGGCGCUUUCGAGCUCAAUGUUUGGCAACACCGCAUACAUCUAUGUCGGAUCCGCCGCUAGGAUCGCAUUUACCCUGGGCCUCCACACGAAAGGGGACAUUAGCGCUCGCCACAGCCUUCACAAGCAGGUAGACUUACGAUUGUUUUGCUCCUUGUACCUACUCGACCUUGACAUUAGCCUUUGCUAUGGACAUCCUACCGCCAUCAGCGAAGAUAUUAUUCCCGGCGUGCUGAAAUUGCCCUCGGAAGACAUUCUAAGCCCCGGCUCAAAUAUGCCCCUGAAUUACCUCGAGGUAUCCUGCCGACUAGCCCAGCUCAAGCGGACCGCCAGCAGAGUUAUCUACAGGGUGCCGACACCCAACACACUCAACCUCGCGCUGUCAACAGUCUCGACCCUGAUGAACGACCUGCAGAAUUGGUACUCCGAGCUACCUCCUCACCUGCGCGACUUCAACCAAGUAGCCGGAUUCCACAAACGUUCCGUCGCGGUAUUACACCUCCGAUACUGGCGAACCGUCAUGUUCACGACGCGGCCCUUCAAACUCUACAACGUCUCGCGCGAAGGCCGCAAGCUCGCCGACGCCACCAAGCAAAAGUGGUUCGACGACUUCGGCACCAUGUGUCUCGGCGCCGCGCAAAAGGCCAUGGAGGCCAUCGCGUUUCUACGCGACCACGAUCUGCUGACGAGUCGGAUCCCGUUCGACUGCACAUCCAUCCUCGAGUGUAUGCAGGUUUCGCUUCUGGCGCUGAUAGAGACGAAUGCGGCGGAGCAGCUGGAGAAUGUCAAGACGUGCACGCGGACUCUUCAGGGGAUGGAGCAGAUUCUUUGGACGAAACAUGCUCUUACAGAGGUGAUGGCGCAACUUGAGGAACACGGCAUCUGGGACGGAGAAAAUGUUCUGUAUCCUGCGAGCAUGGAGACUCCAAAUCUGAUGUUUCUGGACAUCGUGCCAAAUAACGAAUUUGCCGUGGAUUCGGGAACGUACUUGUCGGGUGUGGGCCUGGGGGAUAUGAACGUGCAGCUGAGCCAUUCUCCACAGUUCCAGGAGUUAUAA
Messenger RNA from Scedosporium apiospermum, 2058 nucleotides. RefSeq lists its product as uncharacterized. The transcript is spliced from 7 exons. Gene Ontology annotation, biological process: regulation of DNA-templated transcription; DNA-templated transcription. Gene Ontology annotation, molecular function: zinc ion binding; DNA binding; DNA-binding transcription factor activity, RNA polymerase II-specific. Lineage: Eukaryota; Fungi; Ascomycota; Sordariomycetes; Microascales; Microascaceae. Bases 1 to 2058 code for a protein of 685 amino acids. The record is from RefSeq and is a predicted model, not a curated record.